CGCGGGUCGGGCCUUCCGCGGCAGCGCCCCCGCCUCCCGGACCUCCGUCCGGGCCUGCGCGUUGCCGACUCCUGGGGCCGGUCCAGGCAGGAGGCGGAGGGGGCAGGCCCGGGAGGCCACGCGUGACACCUCGGGGUGCCCGCCCACGCCUUCUCGGCCGUAGCGGCAGGGGCUGGGCCGCGGCCGCCUCCAGGACACACCCAUCCAGGAGGGGCUGUCACCGUCUAGGUCUCUGCAGGAGGAGGAGGCUCCGGACGCCCCCUGGGGGGCGGGAGGCGCUCGGCCCGUCGCCCCAGGAGCCCGCUUUGUGACCUUGGGGGCCUUGUCUGGGCUUUCCCUCAUCUGCAGAAGGAGCCCCGGUGGGCUGCUGGGCUGUUUCUGCUGCCGGCAGAGUUGGAUGCCGAGGGAGAAGUGAGCAGUGUUUACAGUGGACUGGCAGGCUGGCAAGAAGAGGGAAAGAGUGCAGGCCUGGGGGAGGCAGAGAGAACCCAGGGCGAGUUGCUGGAAUCUAAACUCUGCCCGGACCACUGAGGUCCCUUUUUCAAACCAUUCUGUUCUGAAUCUCGGCUUGGGGACGAUGUCUGGCUGUGCUUCUGACCUCUGUAGGAGCUGGUCCUCCACCUUCUCUGGUCAUCUGUGGGUGGACUUCUUGGGAGAAAGAACUCAGUGUCCUCUUCGGAGGCAGAGACUCUCCACUGCUUCCGGGGAAGGAGCCUGACCUGCCGGCUUCCUGGCACCUGUCUCUCCUCCCAGCCCUGUUGUGCCUUCCAAGUGCCUGCAUCCUGUCUGUGCUGAGACCUCUUGGCGUUCCGUGCUGGCCUGGUUCAUGUGUGUUGAGGACCAGGCCACGCGGAGGCUCGCUCCCAGGGAGGAUGGCAGCGCUCCACACAACUCCCGACUCCCCAGCUGCCCAGCUGGAGCGGGCAGAGGACGGGUCAGAGUGCGACCCUGACCAGGAGGAAGAGGAGGAGGAGGAGGAAAAGGGGGAAGAGGUGCAGGAGGUGGAAGAAGAGGAGGAGGAGAUAGUGGUGGAAGAGGAGGAGGAGGGUGUGGCAGAGGUAGUGAAGGAUGCACAGGUGGAGGAGGUGGCCGAGGUGGAGGUGGAGGCGGACAUGGAGGAGGAGGAUGUGAAGGAGGUGCUGGCAGAGGAGCAGUGUCCGGCGUUGGGGACCCAGGAGCGACUUAGCCGUGGUGGUGAUGCCAAGUCCCCAGUUCUUCAGGAAAAGGGCCUGCAGGCCUCCCGGGCUCCAGCCACUCCUAGGGAUGAGGACCUGGAAGAGGAGGAAGAGGAGGAGGAGGAUGAGGACGAGGAUGAUUUGCUGACGGCUGGGUCUCAGGGGCUGGUGACGUUUGAAGAUGUGGCUGUGUACUUCUCCCUGGAGGAGUGGGAAAGGCUGGAAGCAGACCAGCGGGGCCUCUACCAGGAAGUCAUGCAGGAGAACUAUGGGAUUCUCGUGUCCUUGGGAUACCCAAUUCCCAAGCCCGAUCUGAUCUUCCGGCUGGAACAAGGGGAAGAACCUUGGGUCCCAGAUAGCCCCCGACCUGAGGAAGGAGACAUCGUCACUGGCGUCUACACAGGAGCCUGGUUCUGGACGGAUGACAUAGAGGACCACGAGGAGGAAGACGACGAAGACUUCCUGGCAGAGGUGGCCGAGGAGGAGAACGAGCCCCCAGGGCUCUGGUCGGCGGCCUACGGCGUGGGGGACGUGCCUGGGACGUGGGGGCCCGACGACUCGGAUUCGGCGCAGACUCCAGAGGGGUGGGGGCCCGACCCAGGCGGCCUGGGGGUCCUGGCUGACGGCUCUGAAGCGAAGCCUUUCCUGCCCGGCCGGGAGCCGGGUGCGAACCUGCUGUCGCCCUGGGCGUUCCCCGCCGCAGUGGCCCCGCCAGCCGGGCGGCCGGAGACCACGUGCGACGUGUGCGGCAAGGUCUUCCCGCACCGCUCGCGGCUGGCCAAGCACCAGCGCUACCACGCGGCCGUCAAGCCCUUCGGCUGCGAGGAGUGCGGCAAGGGCUUCGUGUAUCGCUCGCACUUGGCCAUCCACCAGCGCACGCACACCGGCGAGAAGCCCUUCCCGUGCCCGGACUGCGGCAAGCGCUUCGUCUAUAAGUCGCACCUGGUUACGCACCGACGCAUCCAUACUGGCGAGCGGCCCUACCGCUGCGCCUUCUGCGGCGCGGGCUUCGGGCGCCGCUCCUACCUGGUCACGCACCAGCGCACGCACACGGGCGAGCGGCCCUACCCGUGUCCGCACUGCGGCCGCAGCUUCAGCCAGAGCUCGGCGCUGGCACGGCACCAGGCGGUGCACACGGCCGACCGACCGCACUGCUGCCCCGACUGCGGCCAGGCCUUCCGUCUGCGCGCCGACUUCCAGCGCCACCGACGCGGCGGGGGCUGCGCGGAGCCGGGUGGUGACGGCCCCCGGCAGGAGCCCGGCGAGACGGCGGCCGCCGCGGGGCCCGAGGACACUGACCCUGGGCCAGAGGGGCCGGAGGGACCUGAAAUUGGCGAGGCGGACAGAGAGGCGGAGGCUGCGGCCGAGGAGAGAGAGGAGGCGGCAGUGGCGGCGCCCACCCCCAGCGGCAAGGUGGACCCCGCGCCGGACCGGCGCUUCCUGGAGCUGGGCAAUGGCCUGGGGGAGGGCGAAGGCCCCUCCUCCCACCCGCUGGGCUUCCACUUCCCCGUGCACCCCAAGUCCUGGCUGCACCCGGACAGCUUCCCGAUCCUGGGCCUGCCCGACUUCCGAGAGCGGCUGCCGGUCGACGGGCGCCCGCUCCCGGCGCCCCUGGGGGGCCCGCUCUCCCUGGUGGAGGGCACCGGGCUGGCCUGCGACCCUUUCGGCGGCGGCGGGGCCGGGGGCGGCGGAGGCGGCCUGCGCGCGUUCGGGCCCGCCAUCGGGGGUCUGCUGGCGGAGCCCGCGCCGGCCGCGCUGGCGGAGGAGGAGAGCCCGUGGAUCUGCUCGGACUGCGGCAAGACGUUUGGGCGCCGGGCCGCGCUGGCCAAGCACCAGCGCUACCACGCGGGCGAGCGGCCGCACCGCUGCGCCGACUGCGGCAAGAGCUUCGUGUACGGCUCGCACCUGGCGCGCCACCGGCGCACGCACACCGGCGAGCGGCCCUUCCCGUGCCCCGAGUGCGGCGCGCGCUUCGCCCGCGGCUCGCACUUGGCGGCGCACGUGCGCGGCCACACGGGCGAGAAGCCGUUCGUGUGCGGCGUGUGCGGCGCGGGGUUCAGCCGUCGCGCGCACCUGACGGCGCACGGGCGCGCGCACACCGGGGAGCGGCCCUACGCGUGCGGAGAGUGCGGCCGGCGCUUCGGGCAGAGCGCGGCGUUGACGCGGCACCAGUGGGCUCACGCCGAGGAGAAGCCGCACCGCUGCCCCGACUGCGGCAAGGGCUUCGGCCACAGCUCGGACUUCAAGCGGCAUCGGCGCACGCACACGGGCGAGAAGCCCUUCCGCUGCGCCGACUGCGGUCGCGGCUUCGCGCAGCGCUCCAACCUGGCCAAGCACCGGCGCGGCCACACGGGCGAACGCCCCUUCCCGUGCCCUGAGUGCGGCAAGCGCUUUUCGCAGCGCUCGGUGCUGGUCACGCACCAGCGCACACAUACGGGCGAGCGGCCCUACGCCUGCGCCAACUGUGGCCGCCGCUUCUCGCAGAGCUCGCACUUGCUCACCCACAUGAAGACGCACCGCGGAGCCACCGCAGCGCCGGGCUCGGGUUCGGCCCCAGCCCCCGCGCCCAAGCCCGAGGCGGCCGCCAAGGGGCCGUCCAGCGCCGGCCCGGGGGAGCGCGGCAGCGCCCUGCUGGAGUUCGCGGGCGGCACAAGCUUCGGCUCCGAGCACCAGGCCGCGUUCGCCGGGCCCUCGGGCACCUACCGAGAGGGCGUCCUGUGAGGGGCCCGGGGCCGACGGCAGCGCAGCCUGCAGGGCCACCGGCCUCUCCCCUGGACGGCCGGCCCCCCGCUCCUCGGGCCCCGGGAGGCUGAGGGUCCCAGUCCUGGGUGCGGUGCCUUCCCUCAGCCCCCGCUCUGCGGCCCCGGGUCUCCUGCCCGCCGGGUCCGUGAGCUCAGCUGGAGACGUGGGGGAGCUCUGGGGCGAAGAGCAGCGCGGAGGCAGCGAGGCCGGGACGUCACCCCCACGGAGACUGCGAUAUCCCCUGGAUGGGCCCGGGCUGUGAAGCAGGGCGGUAGUUGGCGGGCGAUGCUAUUUAUUUCACUCGGAUUCCGACUUGGGUGGCCUGGGGAGCAAGGGACUUGUGCGUUUGCAACCGGGUGUGGCGGCGAGGGAGGGGAAAGCCCUUGCGCCACGGGAGGGUGGGCCGGGCCACCCAGGUGGGCCAGCGGGAUGCCUGGGAGGCCGGUGGGUUUGGCUGACCACUUUUUCCCGUUCCUCAGUGGGAGACUUGGGGUCUCUCGGUCAUCCGAGUCUGUCCCGAAGGUUUAACUGCGCGCGGCGAGGGGAGGCCUUGUAGGUUUCCAAAGGGCAGAGCUCCAGUGGGAAAACUUGAAACUUGUCGUCUGCGGAUAUUUAUUUCCACCUCUCGUAUGGCCUGAAGAAUCUAGGAGAAAAAGCCAGAUACCAAACUUACGGCCAGGCAGACGGGUCGCGGGUGUUGACAGGGUUCUGAGGGAGUUUGAAGCCUUAUUCUCGAGCCGCCUUCUCUCCUCUCCCCACACGUGCACCGAGGUCACCUCGGCGCCCGCCGCACCGGUUCGGUUUUGGUCUCUGCUUGUCCUCUCAGUCCUUUGGUACUUUCGCCUCCCUCAGCCGGAGGUGGCAGACAUCUACGGGCGCCCAAGACCCUCACAGCCCUGAGCCCCAGCUUUCACUUCCCUGGGCUGCCCUUCUCCGGGAGCAGGCAGACGCCCCGUUCUCGGAGCCUAACGCUCACUCAGAGCGACUGAGGUUGGUCGAAGGAUCUUUCCCCACAUCCCAUAGUCAGGGCCCUAGGACACCCGCAGGUCCUUUUAACUCUGCUUCUGUCAUUACACUAGAACAAGUAGUGUUUCUGUUUAGAGUCCCAUUUCACAAAUUGGUUAGUGGAGGCACCCGUGGCCUGGCAGCUUGCACAGUGGCUGUCCACCUCAGGGGGCGGGUGUGGACCUGAGCCGUGGCUCAGUGACAAACCAGGCACCCAACUAUGCAAGGCCCCUGCCUGGUGGGCGCCCCACCCUCCGGACUGGGCCCAUGGAAGCCACUGGGCAGGCAGCUGGGGUGUAGUUUAUGUGAAGCCCCCUUCCCCUCCUGCUUUUGGGGCCACUGUGAAUGGGGCCAGGAAACGGAUUUUUGGUGCAGCUGCAUUCCCUUAUAGACCUAGUUCCCUCCACGUUAGUGUAGACAUGGCCUUGGGGGCUGAGCGCAGCAGCCAGGCUGCCGGGGCUGGGGGCGGGUAGGAGGCACAGUAGUUGGUGGGUGGGAAGAGGGCCUGGGUGAGGUUGCGGGGCGGGGUGGUGAGGAGAGUAGGGGUCCCAGGGAGGCAUCGGGGUGCUGGGUAAUGGCCUCGGCCCUGGGUUUCUCCUCUCCCUGCGGGACAGGAGCCUCAGAAAGGGCCAAGGGCAGGUGGGCUUGGGGGGCUGUGGGAAUCUCAGCUCUAGCCCCGUAUGGCCAGGAUCUGCUGUCCCCGUCCCUCCUGGGCCCCAGCAGCUGUCCUGCAGCCGUCGGCAGGAGGGCCUGGCUUUAAUAAAGACUGGACAAACUGAG
Nomascus leucogenys (northern white-cheeked gibbon) is the source of this 5702-nucleotide messenger RNA. RefSeq names its product zinc finger protein 316 (gene ZNF316). Lineage: Eukaryota; Metazoa; Chordata; Mammalia; Primates; Hylobatidae. The record is from RefSeq and is a predicted model, not a curated record. The transcript has 8 exons. Gene Ontology annotation, molecular function: sequence-specific DNA binding; DNA-binding transcription factor activity, RNA polymerase II-specific. The coding region runs from base 873 to 3896 and encodes 1007 amino acids. Gene Ontology annotation, cellular component: nucleus. Gene Ontology annotation, biological process: regulation of transcription by RNA polymerase II.